CUGAAGCUAGACAUCAACACGCAUACAUCUGCGUAUACUAUACACAUCAUAUAUACACUAGAAAUGUCGAACGACUCCUUGGUUACAUCACGAAUAGUAGGUGAUGUGUUGGACCCCUUCCGUAGCACAGUUGAUCUGACAGUGCUCUAUGACGGUAGGUUCGUCAUUAACGGCAUGGAGUUCCGCUCACCGGCGGUAUCGGGCAAGCCGAGCGUCGAGAUCGGCGGUGAUGAUAUUAGCGUGACAUACACCCUUGUCAUGGUGGAUCCUGAUGCUCCUAACCCCAGCAAUCCGACCUUGAGGGAAUAUCUUCACUGGAUGGUAACCGAUAUCCCAGGAUCAAUGGAUGACACCUACGGGCGGGAGGUGGUGUGCUACGAGAGUCCGACGCCGACGACGGGGAUCCACCGCAUGGUGCUGGUGCUGUUCCGGCAGCUCGGGCGGAACACGGUGUACGCGCCGUCCAUGCGCCACAACUUCAACACCCGCAGCUUCGCCCGCCGCUACAACCUUGGCGCGCCCGUCGCCGCAAAGUACUUCAACUGCCAGCGCCAGGCCGGCUCCGGCGGCCGGAAGUUCACCGGGCCCUAUACCAGCCACCGCCAGCAAAUCUAAUCCCUAGCUAACAAAAUAGCUACCACACACGGGAGCACGUGGCGCACGCAUGGGCAUGACAACGUCAUGGAUCACAUGAGAAUAAGACUGGCUACAAUUACCGGUAGAAAAAGACUAGCUACAAAUAAAUGAAUAAAAGUAGUUCCUUCCAAAAGACCCCGGCCGGAUGAAUAAUA
Molecule: messenger RNA, 791 nt
Organism: Triticum urartu
Lineage: Eukaryota; Viridiplantae; Streptophyta; Magnoliopsida; Poales; Poaceae
Product: protein FLOWERING LOCUS T-like
Source: RefSeq, a predicted model, not a curated record